Molecule: messenger RNA, 2684 nt
Organism: Nicotiana attenuata
Lineage: Eukaryota; Viridiplantae; Streptophyta; Magnoliopsida; Solanales; Solanaceae
Product: protein arginine N-methyltransferase 1.6
Exons: 14
Coding region: 34-2256 (740 amino acids)
Biological process (GO): peptidyl-arginine methylation
Molecular function (GO): protein-arginine omega-N monomethyltransferase activity
Source: RefSeq, a predicted model, not a curated record
UUUUUUUCCUCAUACUCCAUAGUCCAUACACCUAUGCAGUGCCUAUUUCCUAAAACCCUAAACCCCAAAUUCUUUUCCCGUUCCUUUAACAACAUUCCAAAAUCUCGCUCAAAGGCGUUCACAGUCCGAAGCAUGAGUUCCGGGUCACGAAUGUUCCAGCUCAAAGUCGACCCGCUUACAGGAAACUCCGAAUGGGUCGUCAUUGAAGAAGACGAGGCUUCAGGAGAUGGUAAUACAAAACAGCUUCUUGCAAAUACUUCGUACCUUGACAUGCUGAAUGAUACUCGAAGAAAUAAAGCUUACAGGGAAGCCAUUGACAAGACCAUAACCAUGCCGUGCCAUGUUCUUGAUAUUGGAGCCGGAACUGGUCUACUAUCUAUGAUGGCAGCCCGAGCAAUGGGUCAUGGAGAUUCAGUGGAGAGCUCGGGUUCUAAGGGGAUAGUUACCGCGUGUGAGUCAUAUCUUCCAAUGGUAAAAUUGAUGCGGAAGGUUUUGCAUGCCAAUGGUAUGCAGAGAAAAAUCCGCAUCAUUAACAAGAGGUCAGAUGAAUUAGAAGUUGGUGUGGACAUGCCUUCACGGGCAGAUGUGCUUGUUAGUGAAAUACUCGACUCUGAGCUUUUGGGAGAAGGGUUAAUUCCAACUCUGCAGCAUGCUCAUGACAACCUACUGUCAGACAAUCCAAAAACAGUGCCUUACCGAGCAACGAUAUAUGGUCAGAUGGUAGAAAGCACAGAUUUGUGGAAGCUGCACGAUUUGUUUAACAAUGAAAAAGGAGUACUAGAUGAAAUUCGUCUUGUUCCGGACGAAAUGGAUACAGCUUUAUGUGUCAAACGCCAACAAUUUUCCAUGCAUUGUGAUGCAUUAAAAGACAUCAAACUGCUAUCAGAACCCUUCAAAGUAUUUGAUUUUGACUUUUGGAGAAGGCCAGAGAGUCAUCGCGAAAGAGAACUGAGUGUAAAAGCUACUGAUACUGGCACUAUUCAUGCUAUAAUAUCAUGGUGGUUGCUCCAGCUUGAUGAAACAGGCACUGUCUUCUACUCCACUGCACCAAAAUGGAUAAGUUGCCCAUCUAGUGUGGAAGGACUAAAUUCGUCCAUCAGCCGUUGUCAGAACUGGUGUGACCAUUGGAAACAGUGUGUUUGGUUCAUCCCAAAGAAAGGUUUGUCUUUAUUGAAGGAUGAAGAAGUUAAUUUGCUGGCUGUUCACACUGAUACUAGCAUCUCAUAUGAAAUGAAGGCUUUGUCCCAGAACCUGAAACUUGGACAAAGUGAGCUCAGUACUCAGAAGUACCAAAUCACUUUGCCACCAGAAAAAAUUGCAUUAUACAGUGACGUCAGUUGGAGAUGCUCAAUGCUAAAUGCUAUUAAAAAUGCAGUGAAGCAGAAAAUGCCCUCCCUGUGCGUUGUUGUGGAUGAUAGCCUAUUUUUGGCUGUUGCUCUCACCCAUCUUGCAAAAGGGUCUCAUGUGCUAUCACUGUUUCCAGGAUUUCAAGAGAAAGGUGCGGAAUAUUUGCAAGCUGUUGCGGCUUCAAAUGGUUAUUCGAAGGAUCACGUAGAAGUCCAGAAGAUGAGUGAAUUGUUGACCUCUCAAAGUAGUCGGAGAAAGGUUGACUUGAUAGUUGGAGAACCUUUCUAUUAUGGAAACAACAGUGUGCUCCCAUGGCAAAAUCUGCGGUUUUGGAAGCAAAGAAGUUUAUUGGAUUCAUUCCUAUCAGAAGGUGCGGUAAUUACUCCUUGCAAAGGGUUGUUAAAGGCUUGUGCGAUGUCUCUUCCUGACCUUUGGAGAAGCCAUCGGUGCCUGCAAGAUGUUGAAGGUUUUGAUCAUUCAGUUGUCAAUUCCACAUUAGGGGCAUGUGGAGGUUUACCUCCUGGACAAGAGAAUCCUACUCUGCCCUUUUCAACCUGGCAAUGUGGUGAGAGCAAGAAAUUGAGUGACGUAGUUACUAUCAUGGAAUUCAAUUUCUUGAAACCGAUGAGCCCAUGUUCUGGAAAAGCUCAGGUAGAAUUUAUUGCGCGUGGAAAAUGUCACGGGUUUGUUCUUUGGAUUGACUGGGUGAUGGAUACAGAAGAGUCCAUUGUCUCGUCUACAGGACCAGAACAAAGAUACUGGAAGCAAGGGGUAAAACUUCUGAAGGAACCCGUGGCCGUGGGGAGCCAUAGAUCUACCCCUACAACCAGUGAUUGUCACUCAGCAGAAAUUAAAACAUCUUUUGAUCCAUCAACUGGUGACCUCAUUGUAGAUUAUGCUUUCUUAUAACCAAGACUGCCUCAAUUGUCCUUGGCCAAUUUGACCUGAUGUGAGUGUAUAUCUUCUCAAUGCCAUCCAAGUCCAGAGCUGUAAGUCAUCCUAAUUUUCUCAUUGUAACUGGCAUAAAUACAUUGGCGAUGAAGAUCUAGCCCAAAUUCUGAGGCCACAGCUUCGAGGACGUUACAGUUCUAGUGAUUCUCACUGUCAGCAGUACUUGCUCUGUAAUGCUGCCGAGUUUGCAACUCCGUGAUUGUGAGUUACUUUGUGAUUUCAUCCUUUUUUUUCCGCCAAAAUAAAAAAAGUACUAGCCAAAUGUGGCCAUGCGCGAAGAAGUUUUGCAUCUCGGUUAUGUAAUUUUGAUUGGAUUGAUCGAACAUUCUAAAAGAUUGAUAUAACAUUCUAAAAUGAAGAUUGAUUGAUUGACAAUUUAAUGUCCA